AUGCUUUGGUUCUGCUUUGCGGCUUUGCUAGCCGUCAGCUCAGCUAAUGAUGAAAUCAAGAAUUUGCCAGGAGUAGAUUUUGAUCUUGAUUUCAACCAUUACUCUGGUUUCUUGCAAGCUUCUGAAAACCAUCUUCUCCAUUACUGGUUUGUUGAAUCUCAGAACAGCCCAGCCAACGACCCUUUGAUCUUCUGGUUCAACGGUGGACCAGGAUGCUCUUCACUCGACGGACUUCUCAACGAGAUGGGCCCAUACACUUGCGACAAGGAUGGAAAAACUUUGAACAAGAAUCCUUACUCUUGGAACAAGUUAGCUAGUGUUGUCUACAUAGAAUCUCCUGCUGGAGUAGGUUUCUCUUAUGCUCUCGAUGGUAAUAUCACAACCAACGAUGAUCAAACUUCUCUGGAAAACUAUGAAGCAGUUAAGGAAUUCUUCCGCAGAUUCCCUAAAUUCCGUCAUCAGCCAACGUACAUUAUGGGAGAAUCAUAUGGAGGAGUUUAUGUUCCAACUUUGACUGCCAGAAUCGUUGAUGGGCAGGAAGAUUUCCCAAUCAACUUGAAGGGAAUGGCUCUUGGAAACGGAUAUGUCAACGAGAAAUUGAACAUUGACACAUCAAUCCGAUAUGCAUACGGUCAUGGAAUCAUUGAUGAAAAAACCUGGAACACUCUUGAGAAAGACUGCUGCUCAGGAUGUAUCGACAGCUGUGAUUUCACUCAGGUUGAGGGACACUGUGCCACCAUGGUCGAGGAUAUCUUCCAAUUCUUAUGGGGUGGUGGAUUGAACCCAUACGAUCUUUACAGAGACUGUGACCCUAACCCUGAUUUCAAUGGAGACAGAAUGAGCCACAUGUUGAGAGGAGUCGCUCCAGGGUUCAGCAAGCGCCUUCAGAACAAAUCACCUAAGAAGGGAGAUCUUUUGAAAUGGCUCCGUUCCAAGGAACCUCUCUUCGGAGAUGCUCCAUGUCUUAAUGACUCUGAUGUUAUCCAAUACAUGAAUAAUGCUAAAGUUCGCCGAGCUCUCAACAUUCCUUUCAACCUACCUAAAUGGGACAUCUGCAGUGAUAAGGUCACCACCACUUAUGAGAAGCAAUAUACUGACAUGAGCCCAUUCAUUAGAAAAAUACUCUCCGCUCAUGUUCGUGUUCUUCUCUAUUAUGGAGAUACUGAUAUGGCAUGUAACUUCAUGAUGGGACAACAGUUCGCUGAUCAACUUGGAAUCAAGAGAACUCUCGGAAAGACACCCUGGAAGUUCGAUCGUCAAAUUGCUGGUUUCAAAACUCUUUUCAAUGGUCUCACUUUCCUCACUAUUCGUGGUGCUGGACAUAUGGCUCCUCAAUGGCGUGCUCCUCAGAUGCACUACGCUAUCAAGCAGUUCCUGCUCAAUCAUCCCAUUUAA
Auanema sp. JU1783 is the source of this 1395-nucleotide messenger RNA. Lineage: Eukaryota; Metazoa; Nematoda; Chromadorea; Rhabditida; Rhabditidae. The record is from the annotation of a GenBank genome assembly.